AUCAUUUUGUAAUAGAGCACGAACAAUCGAGUGAUUCUGUUUUUUGCGAGUUCCAAUUUCAUGUAUCCUGCUAUUGAUGAGCAGCUCUCGGCUUUGAGUGGAGGCUUGGCAUCGCUCUUCGAAUGGAGCGGCCUGAAGCAGCCGAUAUACUUGGACUUCCAGCAGUUUCUGGACAGCCUCUCCAUUUCUCCCUUGGUGCCACCGGAAGUCCUUGAGGUGGCGCGCAAAGCGCAUGGCCUUCCGUAUCCGCCUCACUGGUCCGAAGAACUGGAUGCUGCUUCAGGUGCAUUGUAUUUCUACCACGAACUUCGUGACGAAUCCUCUUGGCAGCACCCGCUGACUGACACCUUUCGUGAGGUCUUGCACCAGGUGACCAGCUUUGCGGGGGAGCGGCUUCGACUGGAUCAGCUGGCUGGACGGAUUGAGGAGUCCUUGACGGAGAUCCAGGCUCGUGCCGCUGCUGAUUUGCAGCAAUGGACUGGACCGUUGGGAGACACGGAGCAGUACUACUACAACAAUGCCACAGGUUGCAGCACCUGGGAAGAUCCAUGUGAACGCUGGAGAUACGAUAUCCAUGUUCGCUACGACUUGCUGGUAGGCUUCCUCGUGGCAGAAGAGCGCAGGGCUCGCAGCUGCACAAGGGAGGCCAUGCCGGACUUGACUCACACGUUAACCUCUUUGGCCUCCUCAGUGAGUUCGGUGCAGAGCAUCUUAGCCAGCUCCUUGACGGCUCCUGAUUCCCUCCCAGGAGCUCCACAAUUCGUGGCGAUGACGGACCAGUCACUCUGUGAUCAGGUCGGUGCGGAUCCAGACGAUCCAGAGGCUGGAACGCGCUGGGCAAGGCCAAGGCCCAGGCGCAGCUGUUUGCCCUUGCCGCCAAAGGCGACUGGUGCCAGUGCGCCGCGACGUGCGUUGUUUUCCAUGCCGCCGCACCAGCAGCAGUAUGCCACGCAGGUGUUACAAACCGAUGCCCCUACUUCCGCGGGGUUUGCGGCUGGGUUCGCAGCUGCGGCGAAGAACGGCGCGCCUCCGCCACCGCCCUCGGAUUCACCGACCCGCUGGGCCGUUGGAUAGUGCCACCGCGUAUCGCGACGAGAAAGCUCGGA
This is a messenger RNA of Durusdinium trenchii, 1106 nucleotides long. The record is from the annotation of a GenBank genome assembly. Lineage: Eukaryota; Dinophyceae; Suessiales; Symbiodiniaceae.